Molecule: messenger RNA, 3248 nt
Organism: Sebastes umbrosus (honeycomb rockfish)
Lineage: Eukaryota; Metazoa; Chordata; Actinopteri; Perciformes; Sebastidae
Gene: nlrc3l1
Product: NLR family, CARD domain containing 3-like 1
Exons: 7
Coding region: 221-2500 (759 amino acids)
Source: RefSeq, a predicted model, not a curated record
GAGAGAGUCUGCUUUGCAAUGUUUUUGCUACUCUCGCGAUAGGACAAGAAGGGGGAAGAAACUUUGACUUCCUGUAACGAACUGAAGCGAAGGAAAGUUCACAUUUAUUCCUGGCAUAAACCAGUACAGACAGGUUACUGUCCUGAGGCUAUCCCUGGUGAUCCUGAGGGAUCACUGUAUGUGCUCAUCAUGUUAAUCGUUGGCCGACCCUUUCUAUGACAUGAUGGACGACAGUGAGUUGGUGGCGAUGGCCACGCCGACAGGCAGCUCUUCCGCCGGGGAUGCAGUGUCUGGUAGAGGACAGAGUGCGUCUAAUGAAGAUGACGAGCUCUUCUACAUCCCUGAGAGAAGACCUUCUCUGGACCUGGGGCCGAGUCCAAUGGAUACCAGCCACUGGCAUUAUGUGGACCAGGCCUAUUCUCCAGCUCUGAGCUACGGAUCAAUGACAAGUGAGGACAACUCAAGCAACAUGGAAGACGAAGAUGGAUCCUCCACGAGGGUCCAGCUGGACAGAGCAGAUUCAUACUCUAGCUGCUACUCCUUGGACAGCGACGAUUGUGAAAAGAUGAUCCCCAAGCUUAAAAGCAAAGAUGAUACCGUCUCAGAGCCUUCUGACACGCCUGAGUUAAUCCAAGACCCAAAUGAGAUUAGGCAUCCUUCUCUGACAGUGGCAUUCACUUUCAAGGCUAUUUCUGACACCCUUGGGAAGCUGUCCAAUGGAGACAUUCAGAGAUUCAAGAUGAUGUUGUGGAAGCGUUACCCACAGUCCUUCAACACUCCUCCCCAAGGCAUGGACAUGGUGGACCUUGUGGACCGGUUGCUCGAGUGUUACAGCCUAGAGGUAUCUUUGCAGAUCACCAAAACCCUUCUUGAGGAAAUCGAGCAAAAGAAGAUGAUUGAUUAUCUCCAGACUUUGUGCAUCAGAAAUGAAGUACGUCACGAUUUAAGCGAGACUCUGAAAAGGACAUACGGCGAAGUAUGUGAGGAAUCGGCCACGCCGGGAGAGAAAAGGCCCUUUGACGACGUCUUCACUGAUCUCUAUAUCACCUCAACAUGUGAUAAUGGCCCAAAUAUUGAACAUGAGGUCAUGACCAUAGCAAAGCUGGACAGCAACCGCGAAGAAGUGAAACUGCUCUCCACUAAGGAUAUUUUGAGCACUGAAAGGCUGGAGCGCUCAAACUUAAAGUUGAUGCUGGUCGUAGGUGUGGCAGGGUCAGGGAAGUCGAUGGCGGUCAGAAGGUUGAUCCUCGACUGGAUUGAAAAGCGGUCCCACCAGCACGUGUCCUUCUUGUUUCCUUUGCCGUUCAGAGAGCUCAAACAGUUUGAGGAUUCUGAGAUCUCCCUGUUGAAAAUAAUACAAACACUCUACCCAGAAACAAAGAAACUGAGGGAGGCGGAUUAUAGAGCCGAUGACUGCAAAAUAAUGUUUAUCUUUGACGGCCUUGAUGAGUACAAUGGGAAGCUUGACUUUCAAAACACUUCGCUUCUCGGUGACCAAACAGACUCCACCACCCUGAACGUCAUCGUGGUCAACCUCCUCAGAGCGAGGCUGCUCUACCGUGCCCUGUUCCUGGUCUUUACUCGGCCGCAAGUGAAGCGCUACGUCCCUUGGGAUACGCAUUAUGAUGAGAUAGACGUGUGCGGUUUCCGUGACCCUGAAAAGGACGAGUACUUUAAGAAGAGAUUUAAAGACCCAGAUCAAGCAGCUCGAGUUAUUGCGUACAUCAACUCCUCCAAAACCCUCCGCAUCAUGUGCCACCUGCCCUUGUUUUGCUCGCUGGUGGCCGACGAGUACCAGCAGGUAUUCACAGAACAAGGAACACGGGCAGAGCUGCCCAGGAGCAUCACCUACAUGUACACAAAGCUGCUGCUCGCACUCAUACGUCAGCGUCGCGCAAUUAGAGCUCCACCUCGUAGCCUAGAUAAAGAGAGAGACUUCCUCAUGAAACUUGGAAAGUUGGCCUUCACCAUGCUGGAACAAGGCCAGUUCAAGAUCACCAAGUACGACUGGAAAGAGGUUGGCAUCAGCAGCGAGGAGGCAGUGAUUAACAGUGGCCUGUGUACACAAUACAUCACAAAGCCAUUUGUCUUGUCCCAGGAGAAAGUCCUCAGCUUUAUCCACCCCACCAUGCAGGAGUACCUGGCUGCCCUUUAUGUGUUUCUCUCCUUUACAAACCAUGGGAAGAACAUUUUUGAGCAGCAUCUUAAAGACAAGUUCAAGGGGAUGUUUAGGGCACAAAAGGUGAUGGAGCUGUACAAGAGCGCCAUGGACAGAAGCCUGCUGUGUGAUGACGGCAAGCUGGACAUCUUCCUGCGUUUCCUGCUGGGAAUGGCUCUUAAGACCAACCUGGAACUCCUCCAACCAUUGUGCACAUCUUCUGUAAAGUGGCCAACAGUCGUUGAAGAUGCUGCUGCCCUCAUCAGGAAGAGGAUCAGAGAAAACCAGUAUCCUGGCAGGAAUAGCAACUUGCAGUGCUGCCUGGAAGAGCUGGGUGUGUGAGAGGCAACAUCCAGUUGAUCAGACUCUUUUAAACACUGAUCACUAUGCAAAAAUGAUUUUGAUGAUUCUGAAUUCCAAUAGGAGGAAAACUUUAAAGACAAGUGCCUGCCCUGAUGGAGAAACAUGUUUCUCUCUGAUUCAAUCAACAUUUGCACUAAUGAAGAUUUAAAAACAUCACCUCUGAAGUUACAUUGAUGUACCAAAGAUAUGGAAACAGAAUCUUUUAAGGAAAUGGGGAUGGUGUGAUUUAAUGUGUGUGUUAAUAUGGAUUUAAAGAAGCUGAAAGAUAAUAAGGGGCCUUAUUUUGUUAGUUGUUUUUUUUUUCCUGCUUUUAUACAAUCAAAUAGUUUUGAUGGAUGUUAUUAAUUAUUGCUUGUCUUGCCAACUUGCGCUUGAAAGUCCUAAAAUUUUAGUUUUUUAACUGCACUACUAAGCCAAUAUCAUGAGCAAAAUGACUAUUGCUCUGAGCAAUAUAAAGUAUGUCACAACUUAAAAUUAUUUUGCACUUUUAUGUUUUGUUGAUCAAUCUUUAUUGUUUGUUGGCUGCUUGCAUUAAUGUUUGGUAUGUAAUGCAGUAAUCACAUUGAAGGGCUGUAGUUAUGUCAUUGUUUAUCCUACACUAAUCCCUCUCAUCACUGCCACACAGGGAUAUUCAUUGGGAAACCUGUUUAAAAUAAGUGGUACAAUGAACAAUAAAUCUCUAACAACCAAAGGGUUCCUUCACAGGACACUUGAGUUUGUGAAUGAA